Abrus precatorius (Indian licorice) is the source of this 640-nucleotide messenger RNA. RefSeq names its product scarecrow-like protein 33. Lineage: Eukaryota; Viridiplantae; Streptophyta; Magnoliopsida; Fabales; Fabaceae. Bases 41 to 640 code for a protein of 199 amino acids. The record is from RefSeq and is a predicted model, not a curated record. The transcript has 3 exons.
CUUCCUAUGCAGCAAACCUUCUUCCUCCUUGUGGUUAUUGAUGGAUAAUAGAGUCUCCACCAGCACCAUCAAUAGUGCGGAGGAAGAGAGUGACUUCUCUGCCACUGUCCUUAGCUACAUAAACCAAAUGCUCAUGGAAGAGGACAUGGACGACAAAUACAACAUCUUUCAAGAUUCCUUAGCUCUCCAAGAUGCUGAGAGAUCAUUUUAUGAGGUCAUUGGCCACAACUACCCUUCUUCUUCUUCUUCUUCUUCAUCUUCUUCAUCAUCAUCUUCUUCUUCUUCUUCAUCCGUACACCAUCAUCUUCAAAACUACCCCAGCGUGGAGAGCCCUGACCAAACUCUCUCUAAUGAUUAUAGUACUUUCAGUGCUGGCAGUGGUUACAGCACUACCAGUACCAGCAACACCGCCGAGUCUCAGUGUGGUAACGUUGAGUACAAUUACAAGCCCCCAACAUUGCCAAUUACUUUUCCUAUUACUCCUUACUUUGUUUUCCAGUCAAAGUCAACCCCCACCACCAAAUAUUUCCUUAACAGUUUCUCGGGGAAUCCCAUGUCGGGAUUUCUUGAAUCAACACAAUCGGAAAGAGGUUUAAAGCAAGGUUGUAAUCAAGACAGAAACAGAAACAGAAACCCAUGA